CAGCCGGACGCGGAAACGCUGAUUGUUAGUUCCGUCCGUUCUAUUUUUAGUAACACUCGACUACCUAUAUUUAGCGUCGAAAGACUUGGAGUGGCGCAUGCGUAUUGAGAGUGAGCGAAGUUGUCCGGAUAAGAUUACGGAAAAUUACUGCGAAUCGUUAGGGUGGGUGAUCCUUGGGACGGGAAGAACCUGCGACGAGAAGUCUGAGGGGCCAGUGGCGGAGCUAGUCGAGUCGAGGGAGCCGGAGAGACAACACUACAACCUGUGGGUACACAUACACAGAAAGUGUUGAGAAAUGGCAAGCAUCAGGAAGAAGUUAGUCAUCGUCGGAGACGGAGCGUGCGGGAAGACCUGUCUCCUCAUUGUGUUCUCCAAGGAUCAAUUCCCCGAGGUGUACGUACCCACCGUGUUCGAGAACUACGUGGCGGACAUCGAGGUGGACGGAAAAUGUGUGGAACUGGCUCUCUGGGAUACCGCAGGCCAGGAAGACUACGAUCGCCUGCGUCCCCUCUCUUACCCCGACACAGACGUCAUUCUCAUGUGUUUCUCCAUCGAUAGUCCCGAUAGCCUCGAGAACAUCCCCGAGAAAUGGACGCCGGAGGUCCGGCAUUUCUGCCCCACCGUGCCCAUCGUCCUCGUCGGGAACAAGAAAGAUCUUCGCUACGACGACCAGAUGCGCCGGGAGUUAGCCAAGGCGAAGCAGGAGCCCGUCAAGACGGAAGACGGACGAGCAAUGGCGGAAAAGAUCGGCGCCUUUGCCUACCUCGAGUGUUCUGCGAAGCUCAACGAGGGUGUUAGAGAGGUUUUCGAGACGGCGACGCGAGCGGCGCUCCAGACAAAGAAAAAGCGGGGGAAAUUCUGCAGCAUUCUCUGAGAAGAAGCAGCAUCUUGCCACCUCACCUAAGUUUUCCCCCGAGCUCGAUAUAUACUCUUUGGACGUUUCGCACGCCUCUGUCUGUAAAUUUAAUCUACUAUUUUAUGAUUGUAUGCACUUAACGAUGUAGUUUAAAACAGAAUCCAGACUGUGUAGGUUCUCCGUUGCUAAAUAUAGCGUGCUUGUGCUAAAGAUAUCUUGGCCCAUAGUUCUAUAUAAUGCACAUGCAUGCACUGUACACAACUGAGUCAGUGGUUCUUUGCCGUAAUGACACAUGUACGGUUCCUUUGAAUUGUGUAUUCUUGUACACGCUUACAAUCUCAUCAUGAAUUUUUUUAAUAGAACCAGUUUCCACCGAGACGUUUGUUAUUGCUUGCAUUAUCAUCUUGGGAGUUUUGAUUGUUGUUCGUGUACAUUUUGCUAUGUUUUGGAAACACAGUAUAUUGGUGUGUUUCUUUGGGGUCC
This is a messenger RNA of Geodia barretti, 1339 nucleotides long. Lineage: Eukaryota; Metazoa; Porifera; Demospongiae; Tetractinellida; Geodiidae. The record is from the annotation of a GenBank genome assembly.